AAAACAAUUCCCCAUGCCAAAAAUGGAAGAGCCAUGUACAACCGAGGUACGUACUCUCUGCCGCGCAACAGUAAACAAUGACCAACUUAGUUAUGAUGACGGAUUUUGAAAGUCUGUGUGAACAAGUAAAAUUGGCAGACAUGCCGUAUAGAAAACACCGAUUAAUUGUUGGCUAUAAAGGUUAUUUCCAUGCGAGUGAGACUGGUAAGCUGAUCAGCCUUAUUGAUGACUGCACUACAAAAGCAUUGUGUCUGAAUCACAUUGUGAGGGUAAGAUUACACUACUAUACUGUAUGGUAUAUGGCAAUCCCUGUAACACUAAUCCAGAGAAUGCCAGCUUGCACAUGCAGUGAAGCCGUAGCAGUAAUCAAAGCAUUUAAAAUGAUUAGAGACCGUGUAGAUGCAUUGCAAACAAUUUCAAAGUUAGUAUAAAUUUACUAAAUUUAG
Molecule: messenger RNA, 446 nt
Organism: Anneissia japonica
Lineage: Eukaryota; Metazoa; Echinodermata; Crinoidea; Comatulida; Comatulidae
Exons: 4
Coding region: 78-431 (117 amino acids)
Source: RefSeq, a predicted model, not a curated record